CUGUUGCAGUGCAGGCAGCUUUUAGUGCAACUGAUUUGUAAAGGCACUUACAAUCUAAAUCCAGUUUCUUCCACGAGAUUUCCCUUAAAGGAUUGGGCAGAGGGGGAUAUAUAACAAGAACUUUAUACACAGGUACUUCUCAGCCCAGUUCAGCGCUCUGGCUCCCAUGGGCUAGGAUGUUAGCUGCCCUAUUGAAUUCUCCAACCACUAUCCACAUAGGGCUGGCCGAACUGUGGCAAUCUGGUGUGGAAGGAGAGGUGGGUUGGGGUGGUAGGGCUAAGAGUUGGAAAGCUUUAUUUAGAUUUUUGGGUAUAUUUGGAGGGAAGGAAACUGGGACGGGGGUGGGGGGGGGUUGAAGGCUGACUGAGGUCCUGGUGAGAGAACUCAAGCGCUGCCCUACUGACUCCCAGCAGGACAAGAACCACCCCAAACCUGAUGUUUUGACUCCUCCUAUCUGGUUGCCAAGGCUUAGACUGGUCCUGAAGCCUGUGAUACCGCAGAAGUGGGCUUCAGAUCGUCCACAGGCACGCGCUGGACCCCAGCAUCUCUUCAGGAAUCAAAGGGUUUCUGGCGGUGGUGGUUGCCAACUUGACGGUUCUCCGCAGGGCGGGGCUGGGAGAAGAGAGAGGGAACUCAGAGAAGCGUCCUGAGUUGCCAUGGAAACAAGGGCCAGCGGAAGGCUUCCCAGCCACAAGGAGUCCGUUGAAAUUUGCCCCCAGGGAUUACUGGUGUUCACCGGAACUUCGGAACAGGACUCCAACUUGGCCAAGCAGUUCUGGAUCGCAGCGUCGAUGUACCCUACUAACGAAUCUCAGUUGGUGCUCUCCCGAGGUAGCAGUCAGCGCCUGCCGGUGGCCCAACCCUCUAGGCGCAGUCCGCCUGAGACUACUGAUAUCACCGCUGAAACCAUAAAGAUUCAGGCAUCUGAGGAGAAAAAAAAGUAUCUCCAAAAGGCUAAAAGGAGAGAUGAGAUUCUCCAACUCUUAAGAAAACAAAGAGAAGAAAGGAUCUCGAAAGAACUGGUUUCCCUUCCUUAUAAGCCAAAGGCCAAAGUACACAAAGCAAAGAAAGUGACAUCAGAGUCAGACAAGGAACACCAAGAGGAGGUCAAAGCCUUGGACUAACGUGAUGGACACAUGGGAAAGGAUGGCUCACUUAGAUCUUGACAUUUGAAGCACCCUUCUCUUAUGUCAGGAUCAUUGGGAUCACUUUGUUGAAAUAGACAAAGAAAUAAAAGUUAAAUAUGCAGA
Molecule: messenger RNA, 1250 nt
Organism: Callorhinus ursinus (northern fur seal)
Lineage: Eukaryota; Metazoa; Chordata; Mammalia; Carnivora; Otariidae
Source: RefSeq, a predicted model, not a curated record